AUGUCAACUUUUUCAAAAUCAAAUUUUAAAACUUUAAAUUAUAAUUCAUUUAGACCUCAUUAUCCACCAUCAUUUUAUAAAAUUUUAAUAAAUUAUAUUCAAAAAGGUUCAAAUCAAACUAGUUUACCAAUAAAUAAAGCAAUUGAUUUAGGUUGUGGAACAGGAGUUGCAACUUAUCCAUUAUUAAAUUUUGUUAAAAAUGUUAUUGGAUUAGAUUUAUCUCCUUCAAUGAUUGAAACUGCUAAUUCAUUAAAAAAUAGAAGAUUAGAAGAAUUAGGAAUUGUUAAUGAUAAUAGUGGUGAUAAUGGUAAUUUAAAAAGAAUUCAAUUUAAAGUUGGAUCAGUUGAAGAAUUUGUAAAUAAUCAACAAAGUGGUAUAGAAUCAAAUUCAAUUGAUUUAAUUACUGCUGCUCAAUGUAUUCAUUGGUUUCAAGAUUAUCCAUUAUUUUUUGAAAAUAGUUCAAAAUUAUUGAAAAAGGGAGGUACAUUAGCUUAUUUUUAUUAUAUUGAUCCAAUGAUUGUUGAUUUUCAAGGUCCAUUUAAGUCAAGCUUAAAUAAAGAAGAAUUAAUAAAACAAAUUUAUGAAUUAUAUUUAAAAUAUGCUUAUAAUGAUCCCAAUUUAAUUGGUCCAUAUUGGGAACAACCAGGUAGGUCCAUAUUAAAAAAUUAUUGUGAAAAAGUUAAUUCAUAUAUACCAAAAAAUUUAUAUGAAAAUAUUGAAAUUAAUACUUUUACAACUAAUAUUGAAACAAAAUUGCCCAAUGAUUUAAAAGAUUUAGAUAUGAAAAAAUUAAAAAUUUCAAUCAUGGAUUAUAUUGGAUAUUUUGAAACUUAUAGUGGAUUUCAUAACUAUAAAGAAAAAACUGGGAAUGAAAAUUUAUUAAAAAAGGAAUUUUUAAAAGAAUUAUUAGAAUUAACUGGUUGGAAUUUAGAAUUCACUACUAUUGAUUUAGUUUGGAAUACUGGUUAUACCUUCUUAAGAAAAAAAUAG
Messenger RNA from Lodderomyces pseudojiufengensis, 990 nucleotides. RefSeq lists its product as uncharacterized. The transcript has a single exon. The coding region runs from base 1 to 990 and encodes 329 amino acids. NCBI's taxonomy places the organism in Eukaryota, Fungi, Ascomycota, Pichiomycetes, Serinales, Debaryomycetaceae. Gene Ontology annotation, molecular function: S-adenosylmethionine-dependent methyltransferase activity. The record is from RefSeq and is a predicted model, not a curated record.